GUAAAAAGCAAUGUGCUUCAUCAGUUAAUAAAUUGCCUUCAUUGAGGCAUCACUUGCAAUAGUCAAAAAGUGUACAAGCUAAUUCCUAGUUAAAUUAAACGUUUUUGCGACAGUACAGAGCAUACUUUCCAAGUACCAAGUACCUAUCAAUUAGGGUACCAUCUAGUCCGGUUUAUCAUGUCCGUAAUUCAUUCGCUGUUAUCAGGUUUAGAUAUUUCAUAACUCGUUCCUAAAUAUGCCUGAACAAAUUUGUUUUCUUACAAUAAUUAUAUGUUUGAAGAAAUGUCAAUCAGUCUGAACUUAAACGGAGCGAAUCUAAACUAUUCUAGCUUUUGACCCUGCGGCUUGUUAGCGUUAAAUAGUCUAGUGUAUUGGUAGUUGUACGAAUAGUGAACCGAAUAUGAAUGACCGAAUCCGCCGCAGCUAACGCGGAAACCACUACUAUCGAAGAGGAGAUCGAAAACCUUUCUCACGAAGAUCUGCUGGAAGUCACUCAGAGUAGCAUCAAAAGACUGAUUGCUUCUGAUCCCCUACUUUCGGAUCUACCUGUUGAUGUUACACCCGAAGAGGUGUUGUCUCAAAUCGCGGUGAUACAAGGACAGAGUAUAACUGUAACAAUUCUCCGAUAUUCGGAAAGUCCAUUAAGCGUAGUGAUACCGCAACAGAAUACCACGGUGCUCGAUUUGAAAAAAGCCAUCAAGCGGCAUUUUCUAUUAAAACAGCAACGGCAAAAAAGCAAAACCAAAGUGAGUUGGAAAUACGUGUGGAAAACGUUCUGGUUGCAGAACGUCUCUAAUGGGCGAGUGCUCAAGAAUGACAAAGAGAAGGUCAACAAUUACGAAGUUGUAAAUAGGUCAGAAUUGAGAUUUGUAAAGAGAUUAUCAAAAGACAGAGGCCCAACAGAGCAUCUCGAGACAUGUUAAGGGACAGUUAUGUGGGAAUUAGAGUUAGGAAAAAGGUGCUUUUUCGUUCUGAUGUUAUUUAGCAGUUUAUCAUUAACGCCUCGUUGCACAGCAAAGUUCCCUUGGCUAGAGCAAAUCAGUCGCCAAGAAGAACUAACUCUGGGAUGUGAUAAUUUAGGAUUAAGCGGGCGACGUAUUCUGGAUGUUUCCCAGUUGAACCACAUUUUGGUCGACCACAGACACAAGCUACUCUACUGCUACGUACCUAAAGUGGCUUGCACUAACUGGAAACGAGUAAUGAUGGUUCUAACUGGCGAAUCUAAUGCCACUAAUCUAGUCAAUAUUCCUGCAACUAUCGCACAUUCGAAUAGCUCAACAAUUAGAUUGUCUGAUCUUCCUCUUGCCGACAUAAAAUGGAUUUUAAACAAUUACACUCUAUUUCUAAUUGCCAGGCACCCGUUUGAAAGGCUGCUUUCUGCCUAUCGGAAUAAGUUUACUGAAAACAUCACUAGUUCCAAAUACUUUCAGACCCGAUAUGGCAAACACAUUAUCAAAAAGUAUCGCCCAACUGCUACAGUUGACGAAUUGGACUCCGGUGCAAAUGUAUCCUUUCCAGAAUUCGUAAAGUUUUUGCUGAAUGAAGGUGUCAACACCAACGAACACUGGGCACCCAUCUACGACUUAUGCUUGCCAUGUACUUUGAACUAUUCUUUUAUUGGACACUAUGAAACCCUUUCGCAAGACGCCAAAACCAUUUUAGAUAUGGUAGAAGCGCCGCAUUUGAUUUUUCCAGUUACCAGAGCCGGUCAUACUCGGGAUCGGCUUCGGGAAUACUUUCAACAACUAUCGAUAUUCAAUAUCGAACAUUUAUACAAAAAGUACCUUCCGGAUUUCAAGCUUUUUGGUUACGGGUUGGAGGAUUUAUUGGGGUACGAUUUAGCGUAAGUUUAUUGCAAGGACAACCCUUGUUUAAUGUGAAUAUUAAUUAGUUCAACAGCAAAACCCAGUUCUGAUAUGUCACCUUUGAUGUAAUUUGAAUAUUCAACAUAUUUAAAAUAGGUAUUUUUUCGGAAAAUACGAAACAUUUUUGUACCUUUAUUAUAUUUUUGCAUGUUGUA
This is a messenger RNA of Dendroctonus ponderosae (mountain pine beetle), 2020 nucleotides long. RefSeq names its product carbohydrate sulfotransferase 11. The record is from RefSeq and is a predicted model, not a curated record. Gene Ontology annotation, molecular function: sulfotransferase activity. Gene Ontology annotation, cellular component: membrane. Lineage: Eukaryota; Metazoa; Arthropoda; Insecta; Coleoptera; Curculionidae. The transcript is spliced from 9 exons. Bases 933 to 1847 code for a protein of 304 amino acids. Gene Ontology annotation, biological process: carbohydrate biosynthetic process.